This is a messenger RNA of Aspergillus fumigatus Af293, 1155 nucleotides long. RefSeq lists its product as uncharacterized. The record is from RefSeq and is a predicted model, not a curated record. NCBI's taxonomy places the organism in Eukaryota, Fungi, Ascomycota, Eurotiomycetes, Eurotiales, Aspergillaceae.
AUGAAAUCAUUCUCUCAUUUUAGUCCAUAUUGGCCAAGCAGACCGUCGCAGUGGGGUGAAACUAUGGGGCCUGAUGUCUGCAGUACCUCACAACAUCACCAGUCCGGCAACCCGAAAACGACUUCCCGAUUGUCGACCUUGAUCACGCUUCUGAUGGUACUGCUUCUGUCGUCGGUGGUUUCUGCGGCUGCCAUUCCAGAUGACUCUCCCCCACUAGCUCAUGGUGCGUUCCUAUCGCGAACGGAGGCGUUUCCGGGCGAUCAUCUGGAUAGUGGGCAAGCCCGAUACGGCAAAACCUGGGUCAUCGAGAGCAGUCUAGCCGACGAAGCAGCCACGCUACCCAUCCUCGUUGCCCCGGAGGAGGUCGUUGAGGAGCAUACUUCAUCGCACCUGCACGCUCGCUCCUACCCCGGCUCCGACUCGCUGCCGACACCCUUCGACACCAAUCUCUCCAACAACUUCACAGCCGAGAGCUGCCCCCAGUUCUUCAACGACUUCCUCUCCAACUCAACGGUCACCUCCUGCUAUCCCAUCUCGCUCCUCCUCCACGACUCCACCUCCUUCUUCCACACUCUCACCUCCGCAACCGCCACCUCGCACGUCCUCGACCUCUCCUGCGCCGCCUCCGUCGACACCUGCGCCUCCAUCUUCAACCGACUUGCCACCGACCUGCUGAAAGCCGACGCCUGUGGUAAAGACUACGAGCUCGGAAACCCGCUCGUCGCAAGCGCCUACACAGGCUUCAUCACCUACGAGCCCGUCUACCGCGCCGCCUGCCUCAAGAACCCCGACACAAAAGAUUAUUGUUUCGUCGACGCAGCUACCAACGCCUCCUCCCCGCAGAACCUCGACACCUACUCCAUCCCCGCCGGGUACACCACCGACGAAGCCCCCUGGCCCACCUGCAACGAGUGCCUGCAAGCCAGCAUGGAUAUCUUCAGCCGCUGGGCGCAGGUCGACGGCCAGCCGCUCACGACGUCCUAUCUCCCCUCUGCUUUGGCGCUGAACCGGCACUGCGGCGAUAACUUUGCGAAUGUGAACAUCACUGUGGGCGAGAAAGCGAAAACGACAUCGGGGGCUUGGAAACCGGCCGCGGUUGAUUGGCGGCUGGUUGGGUGGACGGUGGCGCUGAGUCUUGGGACGUCGCUGCUGUGA